GCGGAGCCGCCGGGGGGAAUCCUGGAGGCCGGGGAGGGGGUUUCCAGAGGCCAUAAAAGCCACCCCCGGGGACGCAUGGCUAGGCAGGGCCGGGCACUAGCCGGGCUUGCUGACCUCCUUUGCCCCCGCGGCGGCCGGGCGGGGCUGCCUUGGGCCACUCGCCCUAAUCGCCCCCGCCGGCUGCUCGUGCGCUCCAGCUGAUGCGCCCAAGCCGGUGCGUUUUUACGCACGGGCGGGCGAGCGAGCGACCCCGACGCGUUUUUGCGCACGACCGGGAGGCUCCGCUCUCGGGCUGCGCGGUUUGGGAAGGCAGUGGGGUCCCGAUCCGCGACCAUGGGCGACCCCGAGCCGCUGUCCCUGCGCGCCCGCCUCAGUUACUCCGUGGGCCACUUCCUGAACGACCUGUGCGCCUCCAUGUGGUUCACGUACCUGCUGGUCUAUUUCCACUCCGUCUUGGGCUACAGCACCCGCCACGCGGGGGUGCUCCUGCUGGCCGGGCAAGUGGCCGACGGCGUGUGCACGCCCUUGGUGGGCUACGAGGCGGAUCAGGCCGGCGGCUGCGGACGCUACGGCCGGAGGAAGUCCUGGCACCUGGCAGGUAAGCCUCGAGUUUUGCUCUCUCUCCCNUUCAUUUUUAACCCCUGCUUCGCCUGUUCGGAGAAGACCCCCGAGUGGGCUGCCCUGGUCUACUUCAUUCCGUUCAUCAUCAUCUUCCAGUUCGGGUGGGCGGCCACCCAGAUCUCCCACCUCUCCCUCAUCCCCGAGCUGGUCUCCAGCGACCACGAGAAAGUGGAGCUGACGGCUUUCAGGUAUGCGUUCACCGUCGUGGCCAACAUCACAGUGUACGGAGUGGCCUGGCUUCUCCUGCACUUGGAGGCGGGCCACGCGGGCCGGCAGGACCACGCCGAGCACCUCGGGCACCACGACAUCCCUGUCUUUCGGAACCUUUCCUUGAUCGUGGUGGGGGUGGGGGCCGUCUUUUCGCUCGUCUUCCAUCUCGGCACCGAGGAGAAAUCCCAGCCGUCGGCCGGGAUCCCGGACUCCGAGGAACGCACCCCGCUGUUGCCUCCUCCAGGGGAUACUAGGGGCCGCAUCCAGCCUCUCCUCCUUUGGAAACACUGGCUUUUGGAACCCGCUUUUUACCAGGUGGCGAUGCUGUACAUGUCCACUCGUCUCAUCGUAAAUCUCUCCCAGACCUACAUAGCAAAUUACCUAACCAACUCCUUGUUUCUACCAAAGAAAUACAUCGCCUCCAUUCCCCUGGUGGUCUACGUCAGCGGCUUCCUCUCCUCCUUCUUGAUGAAAAGCGUCAACCGGAUUGUCGGCAGAAACCUCACCUAUUUCCUUGGCUUGCUGAUCGUCUUGGUCUUUUCCGCCUGGGUGGCCUUGGCUGACCGGAUCGGGGUGGAGAUUUAUGGGGCGGCGGUUCUCCUUGGGGCCGGCUCGGCCACGAUCCUGGUGACGUCCCUCUCCAUGACGGCGGACCUCAUUGGCACCAACACACACAGCGGCGCCUUCGUUUACGGGGCCAUGAGCUUCACAGAUAAACUUGCGAACGGGGUGGCCGUCAUGGUGAUCCAGAACCUACACCCUUGCCCGACUCAGCUGUGCUGCUCUAGCUGUGUGGCGUUCUAUCACUGGGUGAUGGUGGCGGUGACGGGCGGCGUGGCCGCCGUGGCCACCCUGUGCCUCUGUUGCAUCAUGAUAUGGCCGAUCCGCAUUCGGUUCCAUGGCAUCAGCGUGACAGGACUGGCGGGGGACGGAUCCGGGCAGCUCCGAAGGUCCCCGGAAGGCGAGCGUUCCAGCGGGGUCAACUGAUGUGCGGAGGAGCGAGGAGAAAACCAAAAAGGAAAGGAAGAAAAAGGGAUGGAUGGGGGGGGCAUCGGAGACCCCCGCCCAAAAUGGGCUGUCCAUGAGCCAAGCGGGUUUUUCCCUGUUACUCUUUCCUGCAGACUUGAAUACUAAUAGUUUCGCUCCCACCUUGACCACAAGGCGUAUUUUGCACAAAACUUCCUUCUUGUUUCCUGAUGGAAACUGGUCUCUUGGCCCUUCCUUCCUUCCAUCAUCAGCUCCUACCUUCCUUCCUUCCAUCAUCCCUUCCUUCCACCCCCUCUAACACCCAAGUUCGUAGACUUCAUUGCCCCCUCCUUUCUUAACCCCAUGACCAUGGACGGAUCAGGGCCUCUUUUUUCUCUACAGGCCAUGUAAAAAAUUAUAAAUGAAAGUGUUUGUUUUUUUAUUUAUUAAAGAAAAAUUAAACCCUUGUAAGAAAAGAGGAA
Messenger RNA from Pogona vitticeps (central bearded dragon), 2279 nucleotides. NCBI's taxonomy places the organism in Eukaryota, Metazoa, Chordata, Lepidosauria, Squamata, Agamidae. The record is from RefSeq and is a predicted model, not a curated record.